CUUAGUUUCGCUCACUUAGCUCUUGGGGAAAAUUCUAAGUUUAGUCGAGCUAUGGGAUCUUUAAGUGAAGUGUCUUCACGAACUUGAAUGAUCAUUGGAUACUGCACAAAGUGUUUGAUUCUCCUUACAUUUAUUGAAAUGUGAUUCUAGGAACCUGUGAAAUCUAGUUUAUUUUCGGCGAUUCAAGUGCGUCAUUGAUUUGGUGUCCCAAACAAGGAAAUCCUCCAAAAAAUGAUCAAACUCUAAAAUUUCUACAAAAAUUGUCUUCUGUUCUUGUGAUGCCUAAGUUUUCAACAUUUGGAUACUUACAUAUUAUGGACGCUAAUUAACUUGAUGGAUAUCAAUUCUGAAGCAGGCAAAACUCACGCCAACGACAAAAACAUUGUGGACUAUGGAUUCCGACAGCACAAGUGAGCCCGCCGAAGGUGCGGAUAGUGCUUCAUGCUCGUCCUCGUCGGACAAGUCACCCGGACAGUCGUCCCGCGAGACUAGAUCAAGCGUCCGAAUGCCACCACGUUGCGCACGUUGCCGCAACCAUAACUUGAAAAUUUCUCUGAAAGGGCACAAGCGGUUCUGCAAGUUCCGCACGUGCCCUUGUGACAAGUGCAGGGUGACCACCGAGCGACGGCGCGUCAUGGCUGCCCAGAUCGCCCUCCGAAGGGCGCAGGCCCAGGACGAACAGUUCGGCCGGAUAAGAACCGACCCCCUGCUCGAAGUCACGGAACCGGUGCCCAGAAGUACCGCCUCUCCCUCUUCUUCGGCAGGGACUUUGUCCAUCGUCACGCACCCUGACCCCGGGUCACCCCCUAUUAGCCCCCAGGUGGUAGCAGACGCGGCCUCUACAAACCCCACGUCUGCCAGCUCGGCUGAUGUUGGCGCUUCCACCUCUAAUGCAGAAAUGUCACGAGACUUGUGGGACUAUCAGAGGGUUGAAGAGGCACUCAAGGACCGCGGCAUGAGAUGCGACCCUGUAAAUAUUGCUUUGCUCCGUCUCUGCCUCAAAUACGUUUCCAAAAACGAAUGCAACGAUAUGCUAGACGAAGCAAGCGAACUAUUGAAGGAGAUGCAAAACGGUUCGGUCCACAACCAUGCUCGAGCGACUUCGGUGCUGGUUCAGGCGCCACCACAGCCACCCGAAGUUGCGCCCUACCCUUUUAUACCAUCAGCCAUGCACCCCAUGUACCUGCCGCGGAUGGUGCCUCCUCCGUACCAUCACAGCGCUGAUAUGCCCGCUUUCAACUACGACCACAUCGCCAAUAUCUGGAACAGCAUAAAUGUGCCAGUAGCUUUGCAGGAAGCGUUUGACCUCAGAACUCGGAACGGCCAAGCGCCGAAAAUAACGCCACGCAGGUCACCUGAGCAUCCUGAGAAGCAGUAGAAAUGACAAAAUCAACAGCUUGAAAAUUCUUUGGGCCAGUGGAAAAUUGAACCUAUGCGAAGUGGGUUCUCAUCUUUUUGCCACCAGAUCUAAUCAUCAAAACGCUCCAUUUCUUGGGAAAUAGAUUGCCAAAAUAGUAUUAAUUGAUCUUUGGAUAAAAAUAAUGCAAGAAAACGCGAAGACGAGGAAACAGAAAUUUAGCUUCAAUCUGGGUCACAUGAAAACAAGAGGACAAUCUCAUCCCCAAAAAGUGGUGCGUGCGAGUACAAAACAAUUUGCGUGAACUCGAGUAUAUAAUUAUGAAAGCUGUUUGAUAUGCAAUUUUUUUUUAAAUCUUUGUGUCAUAGCUAUUUGUACUGAAAAGUGCUUUAAUACUGAAUGAUGGCCCGACUUAUUGAUUAUUGUUCUCCUAAAUUUCGUCUUGAGAGAGAUAAAGAUAAAAGACUGAUCUCGAGAAUUUUUUCUGCGGACUAAAUCUAACCAUGCGGCGGUGGAAGUCUGGUUUUGUAUACUUUUGUCAAUAUAUAGAAUCGUUAAGAAGUGAUCGAACUGUGACGAAAUUUUACAGAGGGCUGUGCAUCAUAUAUAAUCUUUGUAAAAACGCAGCUCUCGCAUUGUUUGCUCAGUCAUUGUGAUCUAAAUUUUGUGCAUCAUUGUCUAUUAAGUUGCCAAAUUGUUCCUGACGCAAAUCAAAUAAGUGAACUGACGCGAAAAAUCAAAAAUUUCUUAGUAAAUACUGUGCAUAUUUGAAGUGUUCGCUGUAAAAACUACGCAACUGCUGUUUUCAUAUUUUAAUGUGCAUGAGAGACGAAGGAAUGUGACUUUAGCCAUUAAAAGGCACCAACAAGUGCAAAAAAAUUAGCGUCGA
Messenger RNA from Neocloeon triangulifer, 2246 nucleotides. Its product is annotated as doublesex- and mab-3-related transcription factor 1-like. The transcript is spliced from 6 exons. Gene Ontology annotation, cellular component: nucleus. NCBI's taxonomy places the organism in Eukaryota, Metazoa, Arthropoda, Insecta, Ephemeroptera, Baetidae. Gene Ontology annotation, molecular function: DNA-binding transcription factor activity, RNA polymerase II-specific; RNA polymerase II cis-regulatory region sequence-specific DNA binding. Gene Ontology annotation, biological process: regulation of transcription by RNA polymerase II; sex differentiation. The coding region runs from base 392 to 1378 and encodes 328 amino acids. The record is from RefSeq and is a predicted model, not a curated record.